CUUCAUCUUCCCUGCAAUAUCUGAACCUGGGAAUGUCGCAAAACCGCCACGUGAAUUGACUAGAUGAUCCUUUACUUAUUAUCUGCUCUUCAAUGUUGCCAUCUUCAGGACUCCGUGAACACCAUGCCAUCAUCGUCACUAUCUGGGUGCGGAUACCAAGCUUCACCAGGCAACUUGACCUCUUUGGGUAUGUCGAAACGCUGUUACCCGCCUGUGCCGCCUGUCACGAUGGAAUCGUCCACCUCUAAGACUGCCACUUCUUUUGGUGCGCAUCUCCGUCGCCUGAUGCCUCGAAGAUCAUUCCGCAGCUGUUAAAGCCAUCCAUGACGUCGGCAACCAAUAGGUGAAGGCUCCGGUUAGUAAUGUGCACGAAAUACAUUUACACUAUGCUGUGAGUUGGCGAAAAGAUC
Exophiala viscosa is the source of this 410-nucleotide messenger RNA. RefSeq lists its product as uncharacterized. The transcript has a single exon. The coding region runs from base 64 to 315 and encodes 83 amino acids. The record is from RefSeq and is a predicted model, not a curated record. Lineage: Eukaryota; Fungi; Ascomycota; Eurotiomycetes; Chaetothyriales; Herpotrichiellaceae.